Messenger RNA from Angiostrongylus costaricensis, 1803 nucleotides. The record is from the annotation of a GenBank genome assembly. Lineage: Eukaryota; Metazoa; Nematoda; Chromadorea; Rhabditida; Metastrongylidae.
GCCGAAGAAGAGAAUGACGACAGUGCGAUGUAUGUCCAGUCCUCAGUCGAAAACCAUUCCAAAAACGAGAAGUCUGAUAAAAGGGUGUCUUUCAGUGGAAACAUGGCAAGCGUUAAGGUUUUCGAUAAGAAUGUGAAGAAUCUAGAAAUUAAGCCGUCGUCGGCGUCUCCAGGGAAAGGUAUACUUCGCGCGAUGCCGAAAAAUGUGAAAUCUUUGGAUAAAGGAGAGAUCAAUGAUAGUGGAGAACAUAGUAUUGCGAAAGACACCGACGUCACCGCUGAUAAAAAAAUUGACAAGAAAACUUUGGACAGAAGUGCUAUGAAAACAACGGCUGAGCCCAGAAAGAAGAAAGUGAUCCGAGUGGGUUUCGUUUCGUUCGGGUUUAACUGUACCAUGUGGAAGUUCACCAAGAAGACUCCAAAGCAAGAGAGAGAUGAGUGUGUAUCCCAACUUUAUGGCCUGGUGAAGGGCUAUGCGUCCAAGUUAAUCUACGCCCACGACACUUGCCGUAUUUUUGAAUGUUUACUGGCUUUGAAGAGACCCGGAAUCACUUCUGCAAGUGCGUUUCUUCAUUCUUCCUGUGUGGUCCUUGUAACGGGUCUUUUUUCAGUUUUUGAUGAACUUUCUCCUGAACUCGUGCGGAUGGCCAAAAACAAAUAUGCACACUUUUUCGUAUUGCGCAUGUUGAAGUACGGGUGCUCGGACAAACCUCGCACGAUGGACGAAAUCGUAGCCGAGGAACCUGCAAAGAUAAAGCUUAUCGUUCGGCAUCUUGAGGAGCAGAUUUUUGCACUUGUUGAAAAGACAACAAUACGUCUCUCUCUGUGUCAUCGACUUUUGAAAGACUUUACAACUUAUUGCGACUCAGAUCAACUAACAAACCUGAUCGAUUCUUUGAAGGACAGAAUUCCCGAAUUAGUUCAUACUUCGGAUGGCUCAUACGUUGCUAUGAAAUGUGUUUGGCAUGCUAACGUAAAAGAUAGAAAGUUGAUAGUAAAAAACUUCAAAGAUCUCGUCGUGAAGACGGCAAUGGAACACUAUGGACACAGAGUUUUGCUAGCAAUUUUUGACACUGUAGACGAUACAGUGCUUGUAAAUAAGUACAUUACAGCUGAACUCGGUCAUGAGAUUAAGAAGAUAAUUUUGGAUAGUUGGGGUGAGAAGGUGAUUCAUUAUCUUGUUCAUCCUCGAGAUGGACGAGGGAUGCCACGAGAAGAGAUUGAGCUCCUAAGUGAGGGCGAUUUAAAUCCCUUCAGUAAGAAGGAAAAAAAGGACCGUUAUGCGGAGCUAUAUGGGAAAAUAUGUGAUCCACUAUACACUUAUCUUUCUGCAAAUAUGGAAUCCCUGAUUUUUGAGAGUAAUAGGUCGAAAUUCAUCGCUGCUUGUUUAGAGAGCACAAGUCCUUAUGACUUAUUCGACCGACGAGUACCGGUCCAGAUGCGUAAGAAAUGUAACGAAGCUCUUGUUGAAAUAGCGAAACAGGAGUUUAUUCCAAUGGAUAAUCAACGCCUUCAUCUUAUAGAGCACCCUGCUGGUCAUUUUGUUUUAAUGGCUGUACUGAGGUCCGAUAAGUUUUUGCCGGAGGAACAGCGUCUUUCCGUUGCAAUUGUGAAUAACCUGACUAAGGAGGAUCUGGGUUCGUGGAUAGCUUGUAACAAAGGUUGUCAUGUAUUAUUAAAAAUGCUGCAUUGUGGAUCAAAUGUGGUCCGAGAGAAAAUAAAACAGGCUACGAACAUGAAGCAAUUGAAGGAAUACACUUUUCGAGGUGCGGUGUUACUGGUUGAGGAACUCGGGAAAAGUUAG